CCUGCUGUUUAAUGGUUGUGGUGGCAAGCCCAGCUCUAUCGUUUCCCUUUUCUCUUUCUCUCCUCCACCUCUCUUGAAACAGUAUAUAUCCACCGUCUUUCUACCUCUCUCUCUCUCUCUCUCUCUCUCUCUCUCUCUCUCUCUCUUUAUCAACUUAUCCUAACCCGUAUUCGCCCACAGUACAUAUCAAACAAUGGAUCCUAUGAACUGGAGAGCACCGCACAUAAAAAACCGCUUUGUACAUACAAAACAUCAAGCACUGCGAAAAUGUUGUGGCUGCAUUCAUUUACGCGUCGGCGCAACACUCUCUUGUCUCGUUUGGGUCGGUCUAUCACUGUAUUUCGCUAUAUUGUCAUUUCAAGAAUCGAGCCCAUUCUUUUCACAUAUGGAUGCAGCACCACUGUAUGUAUUUGCUGUUGCCAGUCUUCUUUUGACGAUUGUCGGUUUCGUUGGACUCUUUGUCCUUUUUAGGAACCGAUGGGAGUAUCUUCGCCUUUUCUCUCGACUUGUGUGGACAGCACUCUUUAUUUUUCUCGUCGAUGGACUCGCCAAUGCUUGUUACUUUACCGUUCAACGAGGAGAUUUUAUGACUUGGUGUAUCGGAUCGUCGGCACGACAUAUCAGCUCCGCGGCUAGUUCUGCCAAUGCAACGAGCUCUUUUGUAUUCGAUGACGACGACUAUUAUAACUGUCAACGACUCUAUGAAGACGAAGUCAAGUUUGGCUUAAUUUCUAUCUUUUUAAUGAUUGUACUCUACGUCUAUUGGGGACUCUGCAUUUACUCAUUUAGUCAUAAGCAAGGUAUCUCUAACAUGGAGCUCGCUCGAAUGGAGAUGGGCAUGCAUCCAAGAACGGUCAUGGCUGCAGGUCCGGGUAUGGCUGCACCGCCACCGCCACCUCCUGUGGGUCGCGCUGCUGGUCCGGGCCGGUCAAACAUCAUUGUCCUCAACAACGAACCGCCAUCAUCCAACGUCAACAAAAACAACAACAACGAUAAUAAAAAUAGCAGCACCGGUGAGAAUGAUAGUAACAGCAACAACAAGAAAAAAACAAGUUAUUUCUCGUUUCGUUCUUUGCGACCACAUCGAAACUCUAUUCGUGAUCACGAAGCUGUAAGAACUGGACGGCUGGAUGAUUAUCAGCGAAGAACGAAACGCAAGUCAGUACCGAACCUUUUCAAUAGAGAGGUUGACCCGCACGAUGCUCACAAGAAUCGACGCCGUCGAUCAUCAUCCGAAUAGUGUCUUUACCAUAUGUGAUUACUUAUAAUAGAUAUCUGCUGCUACUAUCACUAAUGCUGCUGUUAAUAAUACCCCAUCAUCCUCUACCUCUCAAUCCAAACCAAUACGUCAAUUCUCUUGUUCUCUUUCUCGACGAUUCCCGCUUCUCUCCUCUUUCAUAUACUGAAAUUCGUGCAUGUGAUCCUUCUUUU
Molecule: messenger RNA, 1431 nt
Organism: Zychaea mexicana
Lineage: Eukaryota; Fungi; Mucoromycota; Mucoromycetes; Mucorales; Lichtheimiaceae
Exons: 5
Coding region: 194-1240 (348 amino acids)
Source: RefSeq, a predicted model, not a curated record